Messenger RNA from Dibothriocephalus latus, 2547 nucleotides. Lineage: Eukaryota; Metazoa; Platyhelminthes; Cestoda; Diphyllobothriidea; Diphyllobothriidae. The record is from the annotation of a GenBank genome assembly.
GCGAAAGCAAGAUGGCCGGAAAUGGACGCUGACGGUUCCAAAUUCAUGAAUAAUUUCCUCCUUCACCGUCUGUCGCAGCAACCCAAAGUUCCCGACACUGAACGCAAUAUGGGUCCCCUCACGCUGAUUAUAGAGGCCUACCAAAAAAAAUCCGGGGGUGGGGCCCUGUCCAUGGUCGACCGAACAGUUCAUCGGGAUGUCCUGCUCCCCACAACCUCAAAGGGUUGGCGCCCCCUCGUUAUUAGUUCGCCCAGUUCGACCUACGAGCUUGCUAUCCAGUUUCAGUGUUCACCGAAUCGCUACGGCCAGGACUGCUCCAGGUACUGUGAGCCUGUUAAAGAUAGGUUCUCCUGCGAUCGACAAGGACGGAAGGUCUGCAUGGCUGGGUGGAGUGGUCAGGACUGCGAAAAACAAUUUCAAGAGUUUUAUUGUUGGCACUUUUUUAAAUGCCCCAGAUGUUCUCGUGGUUGGACUGGAGAGAACUGCGAUGAAUGCGUGAAAUAUCCCGGCUGCCGAAAAGGAGUCUGCGAUGACGCCCCCUUUACGUGUCGCUGUCUACCCAACUGGGGAGGACCGUUCUGUGACCAAGGCAAGACCAUCGUGCAUCAUUUAAACUUACUUUUAGAUCUGGACUACUGCCGGCGACAUAAGCCCUGUCUGCACGGGGGAAUUUGUCAAAAUACCAAUGCUACACAUCCGCAGUUUCGAUGCAUCUGCCCGCGAGGAUACAGAGGAGAAAGAUGCGAGGAGAAACUGGACGCAUGUGCUCUGAAUCCCUGCAAACGCGGAAAGUGCAUUCCCAGUCAUACGCACGGCUUCCGUUGCGUCUGUUCGGCCGGGUGGCGUGGAAAAUACUGUGAUGAAAACAUUGACUUCUGCGACCAGAACAGAUGUAUGAACGGCGGUACUUGCCAGGACUUGGACGGUGAGGGCUUCCACUGCGAGUGUCUGCCGGGUUUCGAGGGCUCUGUGUGCCAAAGACGCUCUGCCUGCAGCGAAUCUCGAUGUGUACACGCAAGAGAAUGCACCCGACUGGCGACUUCCUCUAACGGCAUCAAACACGACUGUGUCUGUCAGGCUGGUUGGACAGGAGAGCUGUGUGACGUUAACAUUGACGACUGCAUCGAUAAGUGUAAAAAUGGCGGAAAAUGUCGGGACCUUGUCGGAGACUAUGUCUGCGAUUGCCCAGAGGGAUUCUCCGGAAGGAACUGUGAAAUAAACCACAAGUGCGACGUCAACCCAUGCAAAAAUGAUGGAGUCUGCGUUGAAACUGACGGCGGAUUUAAAUGCAUUUGCCCUGAAGGUGUCACGGGCAACUUGUGUGAAGUCGCAAAACGGGGCUGUGACCCGAAUCCUUGUCUCAAUAAUGCCUACUGCUACGACAUCUCACCGAACGACUACUACUGCAAAUGCGACGCCAGUUACUACGGACGGCACUGUGAGCAUGCGCGACCUUACUGUGGUCCUUUGGGGUGCACACGCCUUCUCGAUCCUUGUUCACAUUAUCAAGAGGCCCCAGCUGCACUCAUCGCGGAGAUGACUUCGGAGUCUGCCAAUACGUCUGUCCUUCAAAUCCCUGUUUUGCCGGUGACCUUAAAUGCUCAGGAGGCGGUUAUGCCAACAAGUGUCUGUGGAGCGCACGGAAUUUGUGCGAAGAACGACUACGGAUAUGGCUGUGUCUGCGAGACGGGAUAUAUGGGCAAGUACUGCGAAGAAGUGAAGGACGAGUGCCUCAAUUCGCCCUGUCUAAAUGGAGCCACCUGCGUGAACGCGGGAGGCACCUUCCAUUGUCUCUGCAGGGAGGGCUUUACUGGCCAAUUCUGCGAAUUCGGUGAGCCAGUAGCCUUUUUAAUGGGUGGCCCUGCGACAAAUCCCAACCGUAUUCCUUUGUCUACCUUUCCUCACUAUGCGUCCUACGUCAAACCCUGUCGCAAUAAGGGCAUCUGUGUCCCAGACGCGCACAAUCCUGCCGGCUACUACUGUAAAUGUCCCUUUGGAUGGACUGGUGCAAACUGCGAGCGACGGGAUUCGCAACCACAGGUUUGCGCAAACAACAGUGUCUGUGGAAAUGGAGGCACGUGCGUGGAGAUAAAUGGGAACGCACAUUGUUUCUGCAGACCCGGAUUUGAUGGAGCUCACUGUGAAGUAAAUAUCGAUGAGUGCGCCUCCAAUCCCUGUUUGAAUGGAGGCACAUGUCAUGAUCUGGUGAAUGGCUUCAGAUGUGAAUGUCAGAACGGCUUUAUGGGACCAGACUGUGCCUUCAAUAUAGACGACUGCGCAACCCACCCUUGCGCUUACGGAGCGACCUGUGUUGACAAAAUUGGUGGAUAUGAGUGCGUCUGCCCGGAAGGCAGGAUGGGGAAGCAUUGCGAAGAGGUCAGCAGCCCCUCUGUACCCAAACCGCCGUCCUGCCGAUUUAACCAUCGUAUCUACGAUCACGGGCAAAAGUGGAACUAUGACUGUCAUCGAUGUGAGUGUGUGAAAGGAGAAAUCGUUUGCAAGCAGGUGAGAUGUUCCUCAACUUUCGAACUGACUGCCGCGACUUAG